GAACUUCAAAGACAAUAUUUUUAUUUUUGUUAAGAAUUCUAAAUUUACCAAAUAGUCCUUUUUCUCUAAUUCCAAAUCUUGAAGCAUCUGACUUUAAUAAAACAAAGUAAUUUUUAAAUUAGUGAGCAGACAUCGGAAUCGGACAGUGUCCUCUUUCCUCGCCGAUCCCUCUCUCUUCCUCUGAUCUCCGAUCUCAAUCAAUCAAACCGCGUCUUGAUUUCUUCUACGUUUCUGAAGAACCCACCUCCCAAGUCUCUCUGCUCAAAUUCUAAUCUUCCACGGAAUUGAUUUUGGAUUCCAUUGCUUCUUCUUCUUCUCUUCCCGGAUUCGGUUGGUUUUUCCACGGAUUUGAACGAUACCCAUUUGGUGAUUCGAUCUGUCUGUAUCUGGGUUCGCGGCAAAAUGAUGUCUUUUCAACUGUUAGGUUGCAGCUAAGAGAUUGGAUCAUCUCUGUGUUCGACAUUGUUGUUGUUGGAUGCAUUCUUCUUUUGCAUGAUGGGUUUAAAAUUCGUAUUGGAGCUAGAAGAGAUUGAUUGUAUAUGGUAACUAAUUAGAUUGCCCUGAAUCUUUCGUUGUGGUUUUGAAUGCCGAAAAUGCGGUUGGGGUUGGAUCAUUAAGAAAAGAAAUGAGUAAUUUCACCAAGAGUUCAUCAUUCAAUAGAAGGGCAUUGAGUUCCUUAGCUAUAGAAAGCCCUAGGAACUCAUCUUCUAGUGUCUUCACUAGUCCCAUUGGCUCAGCUUUCGCUAGCCCGAGAUCACAGAACUUUGGAGGAAGUCCACGCCCUUCUACGAACCGGUUAAAAGAGAUCUCAUAUUUGUUUCAGGUGCUUAUCAUCGCUGGAACUAUUGUGUCGUUUCUUGUUAUCAUCGCUGGAGGUUAUUUGUAUGUUGUUCCUAGCCUUGGUCAAACGUUCUUAGGUUACAAUGGGGCAUUGGAGUUUAACAGCUCUGUUGUGGGUGAUACAGAAUGUGAUAUCUUCGAUGGGAAUUGGGUUGUUGACGAUAACUACCCGUUAUAUAACGCUUCGGAGUGUCCAUUUGUAGAGAAAGGGUUCAAUUGCUUAGGGAAUGGGCGUGGACACGAUGAGUAUUUGAAGUGGAGGUGGAAGCCUAAGCAUUGUACUGUUCCAAGAUUUGAAGUACGUGAUGUAUUGAAGAGAUUAAGAGGGAAAAGGAUAGUUUUUGUGGGAGAUUCGAUGAGUAGGACGCAGUGGGAGUCUUUGAUAUGCAUGUUGAUGACAGGGUUGGAAGAUAAAAGGAGUGUUUAUGAAGUCAAUGGGAACAAUAUUACGAAAAGGAUACGGUUUUUGGGUGUGAGGUUUAGCUCCUACAAUUUUACAGUUGAGUUUUACCGAUCGGUUUUCUUAGUUCAGCCUGGGAGGCUGCGUUGGCACGCACCGAAACGUGUUAAGUCAACGUUAAAGUUAGAUGUUUUAGAUGUUAUUAACCACGAAUGGAGCUCAGCUGAUUUUCUCAUAUUCAAUACUGGUCAAUGGUGGGUGCCUGGGAAGCUUUUCGAAACGGGAUGUUACUUUCAGGUUGGAAAUUCACUGAGGCUCGGAAUGUCAAUUCCUGCAGCGUAUAGAGUAGCAUUAGAGACAUGGGCAUCAUGGAUAGAGAGUACAGUUGAUCCAAACAAAACUCGGGUUUUGUUUCGUACAUUUGAGCCAUCGCAUUGGAGUGAUCAUAGAUCAUGCAAUGUGACAAAGUAUCCAGCCCCAGACACUGAAGGAAGAGACAAAAGCAUAUUCUCUGAAAUGAUCAAAGAAGUAGUUAAGAACAUGACGAUUCCGGUAUCAAUAUUGGAUGUAACUUCGAUGUCAGCGUUUAGAAGCGAUGGUCAUGUCGGUUUAUGGAGCGAUAAUCCUUUGGUACCUGAUUGUAGUCAUUGGUGUCUACCUGGAGUACCUGAUAUCUGGAAUGAGAUCUUGCUCUUCUUCCUCUUUAGACAACCAGUUCAGUGAAGUGGAUAAUUGCAACAUAGAAAAAAAGAUUAACGACCCUUGAAGACUGAAUCUCUCGGAGCUAAUUGUUCAUGUUUCUUCUGAGAGCUAAAGACAGAUAAAGGGGUCACAAAUUUUUGGUGAAAGUUAAAAAUGAUUCUUACUUAAUUCAUUCUUUUAUUGUUUCUUCUACGUCCUUCUUCUUUUUAUUUGUAAUGUCACGGCUUGAUAACUAUUCAACACGUAAUGUCACGGCUUGAUUUAUCUGCAACUGAAUUCAAGACAUUUUCUUGCCG
Molecule: messenger RNA, 2238 nt
Organism: Arabidopsis thaliana (thale cress)
Lineage: Eukaryota; Viridiplantae; Streptophyta; Magnoliopsida; Brassicales; Brassicaceae
Gene: TBL7
Product: TRICHOME BIREFRINGENCE-LIKE 7
Exons: 4
Coding region: 626-1963 (445 amino acids)
Cellular component (GO): membrane
Molecular function (GO): transferase activity; O-acetyltransferase activity
Source: RefSeq, marked reviewed